This is a messenger RNA of Fusarium keratoplasticum, 1644 nucleotides long. RefSeq names its product MFS domain-containing protein. Lineage: Eukaryota; Fungi; Ascomycota; Sordariomycetes; Hypocreales; Nectriaceae. The coding region runs from base 1 to 1644 and encodes 547 amino acids. Gene Ontology annotation, biological process: transmembrane transport. Gene Ontology annotation, molecular function: transmembrane transporter activity. The transcript is spliced from 6 exons. The record is from RefSeq and is a predicted model, not a curated record.
AUGCAGAGCCAAGCGGAACGUGAAAACGUUCAAGAUGAACUCCAGAUUGAGGUUCUUCCGGGAACCGAGAUCAUGACAGACAUUGGCAAACACCGAUUUGUCAAGACGGAGCAGACAAAUCAAGUUCUCGUUCCGCAGCCGUCUCAGGAUCCCCACGACCCUCUCAACUGGAAGCCUUUGUGGAAGUUCUCUGCAAUUGUUUGUGUAUCAACUAUGACUUUCACGCAGGGAUUUGCUCCACUGGCUUUGGCCCCGAUGUUUCCUGACCUGAUCAGAGAUUAUAACAGCAAUCUUGAAGAUGUCAUCCAAUUCACAGGUGUCACCAUCUUGAUCCUCGGAUUCAGCAACUUCGUCUGGGCACCUAUUUCUACUUCUUUCGGUCGUCGACCCGUAUAUCUUGCAUCCCAACUUAUUUGCAUGGCUUGCCACAUAAUCCGAGCAAAGGCUUCAACAUACGGGACGUUUAUGGUAGCUUGCGUGCUUAACGGAAUCGGGGCAGGUCCUUCAGAGAUCCUCCAACCUGCUGUUAUCGCCGACAUCUUUUUCCUUCACGAUCGAGGAACAUGGAACGCGCUGUACUGGGUUGUUUAUAUGGGGUCACUCAUGGUGGCACCGAUCAUCGCCGGCCCCAUGGCGGACCGUACAGGCUGGCAAAACUUCUGGUGGCUAAACGUUGCGGUCACUGGACUUUCAAUCAUCCUUGGCAUCUUUGGGUUCCCCGAAACCAAGUGGAAUCGCAUCGAUUCGAUCGAGGCUGAGCUUGACACCGAUGUACAGGUGGCAGUUCCUACUCAAGACGUCAAGCACCCGGCUCCCGAAGGCGAUAUUGAAAAGUCCACGGCUGUACCCGACCAGUCUCAUGUGGAAUCCGUUUUAGACCCGAAUUUGGGUAAGGGGAGCCCGUCGAAGCAGCAAUGGUUGUUGUUCCAGCGCGACUCAUCACCCCUGCGAAGCAUUCUGCUCGACCUCUGGACUCCGUGGAGACUUUUCGUGUAUCCCAUUGUCCUUUUUGCUUCUUUUGUUGUCAGCUGGAGUUGCAGCAACUUCCUGAUCCUCAACCUCACCCAGUCCCAGGUCUUUGCCGCUCCUCCAUACAACAUGAGCUCCCAGUCCAUCGGAUUCCUCAAUUUUGCUAUUCUUGUCGGCGCUUUGAUUGGCCUGGUCACGGCCGGACCAUUCAGCGACUGGGUAUCUGCAAAAGCAACCACCAGGAACGGCGGUAUUCGUGAACCCGAGAUGCGUUUGCCGGCCAUGAUCCCCUACGUUAUCAUUAUGAUCUUUGGCAAUGUCAUCACAUCUAUAGGAUACGAGAAGCAGUGGCCGUGGCCAGUCAUUGUUGUACUGGGCUAUUCGUCGGCUGGCAUACAAGUUGCGGCCCUGCCUAGUAUUGCCAGUACCUAUGCAGUGGACUGCUAUAAGCCAGUCACAGGGUCACUCUUUGUUGCUAUAACUGUAAACAAGAGUCUCUGGGGCUAUGGAAUGGGUAGAUUCAUCACUCCAUGGACAAUCGAGGCGGGGUUCAUGCCCGCAUUCAUGACCAACAUGGCGCUCACGGUUCUAUGGUGUGGCUUGGGAGCUGUCUUUUACUUCUAUGGCAAGACUUUCAGGAGAUGGACAAAGAGCAGCAAUGUUCACCAGAUGUGA